GCCGGCGUGCAGCUGCCCCGGAACGUGUGACGUUGGACAACAAAGAUGGCAGGAGGUGGAGGCAAUCACUGGGAAGAUUUGCGGAGGCAGGCGCGGCAGUUGGAGAAUGAGUUGGACCUGAAGCUGGUCUCCUUCAGCAAGCUGUGCACCAGCUACAGCAGCUCACACGACAGACACCAUGGAGACAGUUCUGACACCACACCCCUCCUUAACAACUCCACCCAGGGCAGACUGUUUGAGACUAUGGCUGUGGAGAUCGAGCAGCUCUUGGCCAAGCUCACAGGUGUGAACGAUAAGCUGGCGGAGUACAUCAGCACGCCGGGCGUGGCCUCUCAGAACGCCGCACUGAUGCACACCCUUCAGAGGCACAGAGAUAUCCUGCAGGACUACACCCACGAAUUUCACAAGACCAAAGGCAACUUCCUGGCCAUACGAGAGAGAGAAGACCUGCUGGGGUCAGUCAGGAAGGACAUAGAGUCGUACAAGAGCAGCUCUGGUGUGAACAACAGAAGGACAGAGGUCCUCCUGAAGGAACAUGAGCAUCUAAGGAACUCAGAUCGACUGAUUGAUGAUACUAUCAGCAUUGCCAUGGCAACCAAGGAGAACAUGACCUCCCAGAGGGGCAUGCUGAAGUCCAUACAGAGCCGGGUCAACACCCUGACCAAUCGUUUCCCAGCCAUCAAUAACCUGAUCCAGCGAAUCAACCUGAGGAAGAGGCGGGACUCCCUAAUUCUGGGCGGGGUUAUUGGAGUCUGCACCAUUCUCCUCCUCCUUUAUGCUUUUCACUGAUGGACAUAGAAACUGACCAGCUGCUUUAGGGGCCUCUCCCUUCAUAGAGGUGGGGUCUGAGAGAAGGGGGCGGGGAAAUAGCAGGACCAAUGCUGCUGCCGAGCUGACACCUGCCUAGCCAAUCAAAUGACAAGAUAGACUGCUUUUUGUGUCAGCAUGGGCUAAUGUAUUACUGUUUAGCAAUGAUGGCAGUGAAGAAUAGAGCUCUGAGUAUUCUGCUGACAGAAAUGCUGCCAAGAAGUUUAAACAUCAGUGGAGUGCAAAUUAGUGGUUA
Molecule: messenger RNA, 1063 nt
Organism: Megalops cyprinoides (Indo-Pacific tarpon)
Lineage: Eukaryota; Metazoa; Chordata; Actinopteri; Elopiformes; Megalopidae
Gene: gosr1
Product: golgi SNAP receptor complex member 1
Exons: 9
Coding region: 46-789 (247 amino acids)
Biological process (GO): vesicle fusion; endoplasmic reticulum to Golgi vesicle-mediated transport
Cellular component (GO): Golgi medial cisterna; cis-Golgi network; SNARE complex
Molecular function (GO): SNAP receptor activity
Source: RefSeq, a predicted model, not a curated record